AUGUCAGGUACAAAAAUAUUAGUUUCUGGUGACGUUAAAGGAAAUUUUGAAACACUAAUAAAAAGAGUUACAACAGUAAAUUCAAAAGCUGGUCCUUUUGAUCUUUUGUUUUGUGUUGGUGAAUUUUUCGGAGAUAAUAAAGAGGAUAACAUGGCAGUCCUAAAUGGAGAAUUGAAAUUUCCAAUUUCUACUUAUAUUUUAGGUCCAUGUAAUCCACUUAAUGAAGAGUACUUUCCAGAUGAUGGAGGGUGUCUAACAGAAAAUUUAACAUAUCUUGGUAAAAAGGGAAUGUUUUUUUCAACACAAGGAUUAAAAAUAGCAUAUUUAAGUGGAAAAGAAAGUGCAGAAUUAAUGAAGUCUACCUUUGAUAAAAGUAUAGUCAAUGAUCUCAUAUAUCCUGUUAAAGCUUUACAUGGUUUUAUUGGUUGUGACAUUUUAUUGACAUCUGAUUGGCCUGAAGGAGUUACAAAGUUUUCAAAUAACAUACCCAAACAAAUUCCAGAAGGGUCAACAUUAAUAUCCCAAGUAGCAACUGCAUUAAAACCACGUUAUCAUUUUGCUGGAUUACACUGUCAUUAUGAAAGAACACCGUACAGAAAUCACCGAGUACUUAUUGAUACUGCUCAACAUGUAACAAGAUUUAUUGGUUUAAAUAGUGUAAAUAAUGAAUUGAAAGAAAAAUGGUUAUAUGCUUUUUCAAUAACACCACUUACUAAAAUGUCAAGAAAUGAUUUGGUGGCUCAGCCUGAUGUUGUUAGUGAAUUUCCUUACAUGGAUAUUAUAACAGAUAUUUUUAUGGAAGAUAAAAAAAAAGAAUUUGAAUCUAGUUCUGCUAAAUCAUAUUCUAAAUUUGACUUUAGUUAUUUAGAAGAAGAAGAUAAUAGGAAACGAAAGAAUGAGACCAAUUCGUAUGAUGGAAACGAGAAAAAAUCAAAUGCACCUUGUUGGUUUUGUUUAACUAAUGUAGAUGCUGAAAAGCAUCUUAUUGUUAGUAUUGGUACACAUUGUUAUGUUGCAAUGCCUAAAGGACCACUAAAUAAUAGGCAUAUUUUGAUUAUCAGUAACAAUCACACACAAUCUUUGGUUGCAGCAUCUCAAGAAAUUAGAGAUGAGAUUCGCAAGUAUAUAGAUGCUUUUACAUUGUUAUAUUCACAAGAUGAUCAGGCUGUUGUUGUGUUUGAAAGAAACUAUAAAACACAACAUCUUCAAGUAAAUUUGGUCCCUAUUCCUAAUGUAGCAGUAAAAUACCUAAAAACAUCGCUUCUAACAAUGGCAAGUCUUAAAGAUAUAGAUCUUACACUUUUAGAUAAGGAUGCUUUUAUAUGGAAUGAAAUUGAGGAAAAUAUACCUUAUUUUGUUAUAGAAUUUCCAGAUGGAUCCAAAUAUUUUACUAGAAAAAUGAAAAAUUUUCCUUUGCAAUUUGGUAGAGAAGUUUUAUGUUCAGCGAAACUUUUAAACAAUGAACAUAAAAUCGACUGGAAAAAUUGUACAAUGGAUAAACUUGAAGAAACCAGUAUUGCUAGAACUCUCAAACAAGAUUUUAAGAAUUUUGAUCCUUUUAUUAAUAAUGAUGAUUCAGAAUAA
This is a messenger RNA of Strongyloides ratti, 1584 nucleotides long. Its product is annotated as CWF19-like protein 1. Gene Ontology annotation, biological process: mRNA splicing, via spliceosome. Gene Ontology annotation, molecular function: RNA lariat debranching enzyme activator activity. NCBI's taxonomy places the organism in Eukaryota, Metazoa, Nematoda, Chromadorea, Rhabditida, Strongyloididae. Bases 1 to 1584 code for a protein of 527 amino acids. Gene Ontology annotation, cellular component: post-mRNA release spliceosomal complex. The record is from RefSeq and is a predicted model, not a curated record. The transcript has a single exon.